UACAAGUGAAGACGUGUAGUGAGCGAUCGUCAGAUUUCAGUUUUUAGUAAAAUGACAGAACAACUUGAGCAGCGAUAUUGCAUCAAAUUUUGCCAUGCGCUUGGCGAUACCCAAGUGGAAACCAUUCGAAAGAUUCAGCAGGCUUUCGGGGACGAUGCCAUGAGCACUUCGCGGAUAAAAGAGUGGUACAACCGCUUCAAAGAUGGCCGCACAUCAGUGGACAGCGAACCACGUUCAGGUAGGCCCUCAACAAGCCGAAAUGAGAAUGUCAUUGAGCAAGUGCGGACUCUGUUGAUGCAGGACCGUCGUAUCACAGUCCAAGAAGUUACGAACGAGAUAGGGAUAAGCAUUGGCUCGGUACAUUCCAUUGUGACCGAGGAUUUGGGCAUGAGGAGAGUGUCCGCGAAAUUUGUACCGAAGCUGCUAACAAUGGAGCAGAAGCAAUUGCGUCUGGAGAUCGCACAGGACAUGCUGGACAAUGCCAACAGUGACCCCAACUUUCUGAAGACCGUGAUCAUAGGCGAUGAGACAUGGGUUUACGGGCACGACCCAGAAACCAAGAUGUGGUCGUCACAGUGGCGACAUCCGACAUUCCUAAGGCCAAAAAAAAGCACAAGUCCGCAGCAACGUCAAGGUCAUGUUGACUGUUUUCUUUGACUCCCAUGGUGUGGUGCAUCAUGAAUACGCACCACAAGGCCAAACCAUCACAAAGGAGUACUACCAGGUCCUUUGUCGCCUUCGUGAUGCUGUGCGGCGCAAGCGACCGGAUCUGUGGGCAGCGAAAACUUGGCGGCUCUAUCAUGGCUCCCCUACUCACCCGACAUGGCUCCACGUGACUUUUGGCUAUUUCCCAAGCUGAAAAUGCCACUGAAAGGGACCCGAUUUGAGUCAAGAGAGGACAUCAUGCGGAAUGCGAUGGACCGGCUCCGCACCAUUCCAAAAUCUGCGUUCCGGAUGUGUUUCCAACAAUGGCAGAAGCGCUGGGAGAAGUGUGUGCAUUACCAAGGAGCCUACUUUGAAGAGGAUUAGUAUUUCAGACCUCGAAAUCAAUAACUGUAAUUUUGCCGAACAAAGGUUCGAUACUUUUUGAACAGGCCUCGUAUGUAUGGAUAGGUAAUAUAAACCUUAUGCACCGACGAGAUAUAUGUACUACAAAGACUGAUGGCCUUACGGGAUUUAGCGUACCAGACAAAUUUCCCUGGUGAGGCACCCGGGCGAAAGAGACCAUCUCGCAUUUAGCGCAGUAAAAUUUAAUGGGAACUAAUACUUUUCAAUCCUUUUCUUCGGAUCAAAAAGAUUCAGAAUUCAGACAUAUUCAAAAUGUCAAUACUUUUUAAUAAGUUUCAAUUCGACAUUUUAUACAGGGAAGCAGGACGAAGGGAAUGGGAUGCGGGCAACGAUACGUCAUGCGUCUUCAGACGUAUCAAAUCGUUUAUUAUAGAGGAGACUUUGAUACGGCAACAUGUAUUCGAAUAUUUAAUCGUCCCAUGGACCGCU
Harpegnathos saltator (Jerdon's jumping ant) is the source of this 1497-nucleotide messenger RNA. RefSeq lists its product as uncharacterized. The transcript has 2 exons. The coding region runs from base 52 to 657 and encodes 201 amino acids. Gene Ontology annotation, molecular function: nucleic acid binding. The record is from RefSeq and is a predicted model, not a curated record. NCBI's taxonomy places the organism in Eukaryota, Metazoa, Arthropoda, Insecta, Hymenoptera, Formicidae.